CAGAUGACCGGGUGUGUUGUCCUCCUGGUUCUGCUUCACUUCUGCGGCCCCACGCUGCAGUCAGACCCUCAUGGCGUCCCCCGACUUCAGGGCCCGUCCGCAUGGCGAAAGGUGACGCUGGGGGAAGUCGUCCCUUCCAGGGAGGCCAUGAAGGAUCUGACCGUCAUCCAGACCCAAAAACCCGAGGAGACAUCAGACUCCUCCCACGUGUUCAGAGAACACAGCAACCUCAGAUGGGUGUCAUGGAAUGGUUCCCUGCCCGACGGGGCGGUGGCCAUCUUUAACGGCUACACGGAGCGCACGGACUACGUGUGCAAAGUCAACUGCGAGGCGGGUUUCUUUACGGCCAGCAAAGGCGACUUCUGUCGCUACUCCUACGCCGACAAAGAGUACGCCUCGUCCAAGUUUGAAGUGCUGGUCAACGUGGAUCACUUUGAGUUUCUGGAGUGGGUGGAGGACUCGUACGGGUCCGUCCCACGGUACGCCGUCAGUACCUGCGACCAGGUGGACAUCUUCGUGGGCAAGAACAAGUACGGCCUUGGCAAGGUGGUGAGCCAGCACGAGGCCUUCUUCCUGCCCUGGGAGGGCGAGGAGUACUGGUACAAGAAGUACCAGGUCCUGGCCAUCAACACAGACGUGUACAGUCAGCACAUCUCCCACGUGGAGUACGCCGUGGACCGCAUGGAGCUCUUCCACCAUCCCCCGGAGACCCUGCAGCUGGCCAAAGUCACCAACCUGGAGUGCGGUGCCGUGAUGAAGACGGUCAGCCUAGAGAAGACCAGCGCUACAGAGAAAACCUGGGAGACCGGCAAAGAAACCCGCAACGGCUCUGUGUCCACCAUGAAGGCCAAGGUGCCCAUCCUGGGCCCCGGGACCGUCGACUUCACCAAGGAGCAGCUGGUGACCUUCUCGGAGGGGACCAGCGUGGUGGAGGCCAUCAGCCACUCGGUCAGCGUGGAACUGAUGGUGCCGCCCAACUUCUCCUGCAGCGUCAGGAUGGACGGCAGGAAGAUGAGUGCCGACAUCCCCUUCAAGGCCCGGCUCAGCCGCACAAACCACAACGGGGACACCCGCUGGACGUCCAUCACAGGCACCUACGACGACGUGAGCGUGGGCGAGAUCAAUGCCGUGGUGGAGAGGUGCCAGCCCGUGCCGGAGACCCUUCCUUGCUCUCCCCCUCAACAAUGAACCCUCCGUCUCCUUGUUU
Molecule: messenger RNA, 1207 nt
Organism: Nerophis lumbriciformis (worm pipefish)
Lineage: Eukaryota; Metazoa; Chordata; Actinopteri; Syngnathiformes; Syngnathidae
Product: natterin-3-like
Source: RefSeq, a predicted model, not a curated record